AUGGACGUAGUGGCAUCUGCCCAGACCCCAAGUCCGGCUCCCAACGGUGUCGCGGACUCGCCGUUCGUCACCAUCGACCCGCAGCGCGUUGUCGACCACUUGGUAACCCUGCUCGGCGCUGCUCUGGGCGCGAAACACGACGAGCUCGAAGCACCGGGCAGCUUGCUUGCGAAGGACCGCAUAGCCGACACGAUACAGCGGUGUAACCGUUUUGCCAACGACAACCAACCCUUUUUGUACAUCCGCAAGGACCUGGCCUCCUCGCCAGAUCUCGAGAAUGGCGAUGCCGACUCUCAACCCCAGGUGCACAGCUACACGCUCGCUCCCGAUAUGUCUUCAACUGCUACGACCGUGUCUUUCCUCGGUCUGCUGAAGCGCCCGCAGCCUCUCGAUCCUAAUGUUCCGAUAAACCUCCAAGUCCAGUUCCUCAACCUGCCAGGCCCGGCAUACCUGGCCUCCACCGUAGGAGAGCAGGGCUCUUCUGCCUCGCCGUGGGAGAUUCUUCAACUCUAUCUUCACAACGGUCUGGCGCCAUACUUCGAUGCGAGCACAAAGAGCCAACAGGUGGUGAACGGUACUCGAGGCAGGGCGGACAUCGAUGCCAAGACCGGCAUCCCGGUCACCAAGAAGAGAUGGACAGAACUGGAGCUGAGCCUGUCGCAUUUGCAACAGAAUGUCGAGAUCCCCGAAGUCUCGCUGCCCUUCAACCCCGUCGUUCAGAACGCUCUUGACGAAGCCGCCGCUCGCAACAUCCGGCCGUCGAUCGAGAUGAUCCCCGCUGCGCUGGUACUCGACAGUAGUUUCUUGAACAACCUGCAGGCGACGGUCAAUAACUGGAUCAAGUCCAUCCAAGUCAUCACAAAGAUGACGAGAGACCCGGCGACGGGCACCGCGACGCAGGAGAUCAAUUUCUGGCUGUCCAUGGAGUCUGCCCUGGAAGGCAUCGAGGCACAGUUGCGAGGCGACGGUGUGCUGUUGACGCUUGAUAUCCUGAGGCACGCGAAGCGAUUCCAAGCCACCGUCAGCUUCUCGUCCGAUACGGGACUCAAGGAAGCCAUGGAUAAGGUGCAGAAGUACAACCAGCUCAUGCGAGAUUUCCCCCUGGAUGAGCUUCUCUCUGCAACGUCGCUUCCCAAGGCUCAGGACGCCGUUGCGCAGAUCUUCAACCACUUGAACAAGAAGUUGAGGAUCUGCCCGUACCCUAUCAGGCGAGCUCUUCCCUUCGUGGAAGCCAUCUCUGGAGAUCUGGACGAGGUGAUGCACCGCCUGCUUCCUGGCACCGAGCUGGUUGAGCUCGACUACGAUGAGUUCCGCGCUAUCAUCUCGCAAGCCACCAAGGCUUUCACGGCCUGGGAUGAUUCUGUCAAGGAUUUCACAAAUGUCGCUCGUGAAGUGACGAGGCGGCGCAAUGAAAAGUUCAUCCCCAUCAAGAUUGCCCCCCGGCAUGUAGACCUACAAUCUCGUCUGAAGUACGUUUCUGCUUUUCGGAACAACCAUGAGCAGCUGCAGCGCACAAUCCUGAACGUCCUUGGCCCCAAAGCAUCCGAGAAUGGCACCGCAGAAGCAAACGCCCCUAAUGGCGUCGCCGUUGUCGAGGAGAUGGGCGAUGUGGACGCGAUUGAGGAGGUGAAGCAGGCCUGGGAGGCCCUGAGAAACGUCGACCUACUGGAUGUUUCCCCAGAGGGCACAGCCAAAUGGGUCAAGGCCGAGAACACUUACAACGAACGGACCUCGCGCGUUGAGAACUCCAUCAUUGCUCGCCUCAGAGAUCGCCUGGCCACGGCCAAGAACGCCAACGAGAUGUUCCGCGUCUUCUCCAAGUUCAAUGCCCUCUUUGUGCGACCCAAGAUCCGUGGUGCUAUCGCCGAAUACCAGACGCAGCUCAUCGACAACGUCAAGCAGGCAAUCAACGCAUUGCACGAGCGGUUCAAACAGCAGUAUGGCCAUUCCGAGGCGCACGCGAUGGCUCAGCUUCGUGAUUUGCCCCCUGUCUCCGGAGCCAUCAUCUGGGCGCGAAUGAUCGAACGCCAACUCGAUGGGUACAUGAAGAAGGUGGAGGCUGUCCUCGGUGCAGACUGGGACCUCCAUGCCGAAGGCCAGAAGCUCAAGAGCGAGGGCAACCUCUUCCGUAAGAAACUGGACACUCGACCCAUUUUCGAGGCCUGGUUACACGAUACGCAGCGGAAGAAGAUCUCAAUCUCCGGCCCCCUCUUCACCAUCCUCAAAAUCCGAUCGGCCGGAAAUGCCCUAGAGCUUGCUGUGAACUUCGACCCUCAGGUUAUCGCCCUGUUCAAGGAGACUCGAAACCUCGUGACGUUGAACUACAAUGUGCCACACAACAUCAACACCGUCUCGAAGGAGGCAAAGCGUGUUUACCCCUUCGCCGUCAGCUUGAUGGAGAGCGUUCGCACCUUCAUCCAGACGAAUCGACAAAUUUCAGAGAUGACUGAUGUUUCCGUGUUGCUAAGCGGGCAUCGCAACGAGGUCUACUCUCUCAUUGCCAAGGGCAUUCCGCUCAAGUGGGAAUCCUUCGUCAAUACCUACGAACUGCAUUUCAAGACGCCUGGUAUCUUUUCCAACGGUUCGACUGAGCGCCCUUUCCCCAAGGGAAGCGAGAGCAAACACGUACUCUUCGUCCGUGAGUUCGCUGCCUCGGUUUCGGUGCUGCAAUCUAAGACGACCACCCUGGCUUCGAUCCAUUCAACGAUCCAGAAGGCACUCAUUGAACUCGGUACUUGCCCGUAUGAGAUGUCUGCGUUUGAGUCGCGACUAGAGACUAUCCAGAUGGCUGUUGACCAGCUUAAUCUGGAGCAGUAUGUCAACCUUGGUUUCUGGGUACAGGCUAUGAAUCAGCAGAUUAAGGACACGCUGCUAUCACGCCUGCAACGUGCCAUACAGGCCUGGAUCGAGGCAUUCGAAGAUGAGUCCCCUGAGCAGGCCUCCAACGAUCGACGAAAGGUCUCCGGUGACGCCGCAGAUGGCAAGUCAGACGUUCCAGUCAUGAAGCGUCUUGUCCACGAAAUCACCAUGCGUAAUCAGGUCAUCUACCUCGACCCGCCAAUGGAGUUUGCACGAGCUAGCUGGUUCUUGCAACUGCACGAGUGGCUAGGAGUCGUUUGCAACCUCAGGAAAAUCAAGGCCUCUAGAUACCAGAUGAGCCUGAGCACGACAGUCCAGGAUGAGCCGCGUUUCAACGAUCUUCCCAGCGAAUGCACGCAGAUGCUCGCGCGUGUGCACACGUCCAUCGAGAAGAAGCUGCAGGAAGUGAACGGCUAUGUAGACAAGUGGCUGCAGUUCCAGUCUCUGUGGGACCUGCAGUCCGAGCAGGUGUACGAGAUUCUUGGGGACCAGCUGGCUCGUUGGCUUCAGCUGUUGCAGGAAAUUCGAAAGACUCGUCAGACCUUUGACACCACCGAAGUCAGCCGUUCAUUUGGCCACAUCACAAUCGACUAUGACCAAGUCCAGACCAAGGUCAAUGCCAAGUAUGACCAGUGGCAACACGAUAUCCUCAUCAAGUUUGCCAGUCGACUGGGUAACCGCAUGCGAGACGUCUAUGCCGAGAUCGAGAAGGCUCGCAAGGAUCUGGAGAUGUCCACGCUCGAGACUAGCUCCACCGCUCACGCGGUCCAGUUCAUCACGAUCGUGCAGAGCUGCCAGCGUCAAGUCAAGCUUUGGGCACCUGAAGUCGAGACCUUCAGACAGGGCGAAUCUACCCUUGUCAGGCAACGGUACCAGUUCCCCAACGACUGGCUGCAUGCCGAGCAAGUUGAUGGAAUGUGGGACUCGCUCAACGACAUCCUCGGACGCAAGUCGAAGAUUGUAUCUGAUCAGAGCGACGGCCUCCGGGCGAAGAUCAUCGCCGAGGACAAGGUGGUAGUUGACAAGAUCACCGAGAUCGCGAACCAAUGGAACGAGGAGAAGCCGGUCUCCGGUACUAUUCCUCCAGACGAGGCCUCUGCUACUCUGGCCUCUUUCGAGUCCCGCAUCACUCAGCUUCAGGAAGAGUCUGCCAUGGUCGCAAAGGCCAAGGAAGCUCUCGACCUGCCUGCCAGCGUCGACGGAUCCCUGGCUGUCAUUCUCGAAGAAGUCCAUGACUUCAAAUCCGUCUGGGCUUCCUUGUCGCUCAUCUGGAAGAGUCUGAACGAGCUUCGCGACAUCCUGUGGAACAGUGUCCAGCCGCGCAAGAUCCGGUCUUCCAUCGACAAUCUCAUCAAGAUGACCAAAGAGAUGCCCAGCCGAAUGCGUCAGUACGCCGCGUUUGAGCACAUUCAGAACAUCCUGCGCUCUUACAUGAAAGUGAACUCUCUACUGGGAGACCUCAAGUCUGAGGCCGUGCGAGACCGCCACUGGACCAAGAUCUACAAACAGAUCAAGCCUGGCAAGCGGUACUCGCCGAUGUCCAUGACCCUAGGAGAUGUCUGGGACUUGAACUUGGUGGCAACGGAGCUCAUCAUCAAGGAUAUCAUAGCACAAGCGCAGGGAGAGAUGGCGCUUGAAGAGUUCUUGAAGCAAGUCAGGGAGACCUGGACCGGCUAUAACCUUGAGCUGGUCAACUACCAGAACAAAUGCCGUUUGAUCCGCGGCUGGGACGACCUCUUCACCAAGUGCAGCGAAAACACCAACUCCUUGCAGGCCAUGAAGCACUCUCCUUACUACAAAGAAUUCGAGGAGGAGGCCACGUCCUGGGAGGACAAGCUCAACCGUGUGCAUGUUCUCUUCGACGUCUGGAUCGACGUGCAGCGGCAGUGGGUCUACCUUGAGGGCGUCUUCACGGGCAAUGCCGACAUCAAGCAUCUACUCCCCAUUGAGUCGUCCCGCUUCCAGAACAUCAACAGCGAAUUCAUGGCUGUCAUGAAGAAGGUCUACAAGCAGCCGUACGUUCUGGAUGUGCUCAACAUUCCCAAUGUCCAGAAGUCUCUCGAGCGUCUCGAUGAUUUGCUCAACAAGAUCCAGAAGGCUCUUGGUGAGUAUCUCGAGAAGGAGCGUGUGUCAUUCCCUCGCUUCUACUUCGUUGGUGACGAAGAUCUCCUGGAGAUGAUUGGUAACAGCAACGAUACCCUCCGUAUCGCAAAGCACUUCAAGAAGAUGUUUGCUGGCGUCUCUGGCCUUGUCAUGGACGACGAAACCAUCAUUUCUGGCGUCACGUCAAAGGAAGGUGAAGUUGUGCCCCUGAAGAAGGAGAUUUCUCUUGCCAAGACACCGCGGAUUAACGACUGGCUUGCGCUCCUGGAAAAUGGAAUGAAGGCCACCCUCGCUGAGCUGCUUGCCGAGGCCGUGGAGAAGUAUACUCCGAUUUUCUCCAACGAGACUAUCGAUCAAGCAGCUUUGAACGACUUCAUGACUACUUUCCCCAGUCAGAUUGUCGUCCUUGCAACCCAGGUCGUGUGGACAACUGCAGUUGAUCAGUCUUUGGCGGCUGGUGGUAGCACGCUAAAGUCUCUCUUCGAUCGCGAAGUCCAAGUGCUUCGCCUGCUCGCCAAUACUGUCCUUGGUGAUCUCGAGGUAUUGAUGAGAAAGACCUGCGAACAGCUCAUCACGGAGUGUGUCCAUCAGAGAGACGUGAUCGAGAAGCUCAUCAAGGCCAACGCCACCUCGCAGACCCACUACCUGUGGCAGUUGCAAAUGCGCUAUGUCUACACGCCGGAGGGCGACUUCCUGCAGCGCCUGCACAUCAAGAUGGCCAACGCCAAGCUCAACUACGGCUUCGAGUAUCUGGGUGUGCCUGACCGCCUCGUCAGAACGCCACUCACUGAUCGCUGCUUCCUGACUCUCACCCAGGCUCUUUGCCAACGCCUCGGAGGAUCUCCUUAUGGUCCUGCUGGUACCGGCAAGACCGAGUCUGUGAAAGCGCUUGGUGUUCAGCUUGGAAGAUUCACACUGGUCUUCUGCUGCGACGACACCUUUGAUUUCCAAGCCAUGGGCCGUAUCUUCCUUGGUAUCUGCCAAGUUGGUGCUUGGGGUUGUUUCGAUGAGUUCAACCGUCUUGAGGAGCGCAUUCUUUCUGCCGUAUCACAGCAGAUCCAGAACAUCCAGCUUGGUCUCAAGCAGGGAGCCGAAGAUGACAAGGCCCAGAUUGAGCUUGUCAACCGACAGCUCAGGGUCAAUGCCAACACUGGUAUCUUCAUUACCAUGAACCCUGGCUAUGCCGGCCGUUCCAACCUCCCUGACAACUUGAAGAAGUUGUUCCGCAGCGUGGCUAUGUCGAAGCCCGACAAGGAGCUGAUUGCCGAGGUCAUGCUGUACUCGCAAGGUUUCAACCAGGCGAAGCAACUGUCCAAGCAGACUGUCCCGUUCUUCGACCAGUGCGCAGGCAAAUUGUCGAAGCAAGCCCACUACGACUUCGGGCUUCGUGCUCUCAAGAGUGUGCUGGUCAGCUCUGGUGGUCUCAAGCGUGCCCGUAUUACCGACAGCGAUGGUAAAAUCGGCGCAGAGGAUAUCGUUGAACCCGAGAUUAUCGUGCAGAGCAUUCGGGAGACUCUUGCACCCAAGCUCAUCAAGUCUGAUGUUGAGAUCAUGUCCGGCAUCGAGGAGGUCUGCUUCCCUGGCAUCCACUACGUCCCCGCAAACCUACGUAAACUGGAGGAUGCUAUUCGAAAUUUGGCCAGUGAGCGCCAGCUUGUGGUCACAGAGACUUGGUUGACCAAGAUUCUGCAACUCUACCAGAUCCAGAAAAUCCACCAUGGUGUUAUGAUGGUCGGUAAUUCUGGAACGGGUAAAUCUGCUGCUUGGAGGCUCCUCCUCGACGCGCUUCAGCAAGUCGAGGGUGUCGAAGGCGUGAACCACGUCAUCGACUCCAAGGUCAUGUCAAAGGAGGCCCUCUACGGUAACUUGGACUCUACCACGCGUGAGUGGACGGAUGGUCUCUUUACCAGCAUCCUGCGCAAGAUUGUCGACAAUCUCCGUGGCGAAGAUGCCAAGCGUCACUGGAUCGUUUUCGAUGGUGACGUCGAUCCCGAAUGGGUCGAGAACUUGAACAGUGUUCUUGACGACAAUAAGCUGCUGACCUUGCCUAAUGGUGAGCGGCUGAACCUGCCCCCCAACGUCCGCGUCAUGUUCGAAGUUGAGAACCUCAAAUACGCCACCCUCGCAACAGUCUCUCGUUGCGGUAUGGUCUGGUUCAGCGAAGACACUGUCAGCCCAUCAAUGAUGGUCGACAACUACCUCGGCACGUUGCAGACCGUUGCAUUCGAGGAUCUCGAUGAGGACGCCGUAGCUACCGGCCAGAGCUCUGCGAAGGCGCUUGCCGUUCAGACCCAGGUUGGCGACCUGCUUAGGACAUUCCUCACGGCCGACAAUCUCAUCCUCGAAGCUCUCAAGCAGGCUGAAGGAUACGAACACAUCAUGGAGUUUACCGUUGCUCGUGUUCUGAACACUUUGUUCUCGCUGCUCAACAAGGCUGUCCGAGACAUCAUUGAGUACAACGGGCAGCAUAUUGACUUCCCUCUGGAUCCCGAGCAGGUGGAGGCAUAUGUAUCCAAGAAAUUGCUGCUUGCUUUGGUGUGGGCCUUGACCGGAGACUGCCCCCUGAGAGAUCGCAAGCUGUUUGGCGAUGUCGUCGUUGGGCUCGCAUCCUUUGGAUCGCCGCCGUUGGACGGCACAAGCUCGCUCAUCGACUUUGACGUGUCGCUUCCCAAGGCUGAAUGGGUGCCAUGGCAGAACCAAGUCCCGACCAUCGAGGUCAACACUCACUCCAUCACCCAGACCGAUGUGGUCAUUCCCACGCUCGACACUGUCCGUCAUGAGGAUGUGUUGUACUCUUGGCUCGCAGAGCACAAGCCGCUCUUGCUCUGUGGUCCUCCUGGAUCUGGUAAAACUAUGACACUCUUCAGCGCGCUUCGGAAAUUGCCCAACAUGGAGGUUGUCGGCCUCAACUUUUCCAGCGCGACAACCCCCGAUCUGCUCAUCAAGACCUUUGAGCAAUACUGCGAGUACAAAAAGACUCUCAACGGUGUCAUGCUCUCGCCCACGCAGAUUGGUCGAUGGCUGGUCAUCUUCUGCGACGAGAUCAACCUGCCUGCACCUGACAAGUAUGGAACACAGCGGGCGAUCUCGUUCCUCCGCCAGCUUGUUGAGCAUAACGGUUUCUGGAGAACCUCGGAUAAGUCAUGGGUCACGCUUGAUCGGAUUCAAUUCGUUGGUGCUUGUAACCCUCCUACUGAUGCUGGCCGCACGCCCAUGGGCGCUCGUUUCCUGCGCCAUGCGCCGCUCAUCAUGGUCGAUUACCCUGGCGAGCAGUCCCUCACGCAGAUCUACGGCACUUUCAACUCUGCCGUGCUCAAGAUUAUCCCUGCUCUCCGCGGCUAUGCCGAUGCACUUACUCAAGCUAUGGUCAAGUUCUAUCUUGAGUCGCAGCAACGCUUCACGCCCAAGAUCCAGCCACACUACGUCUACAGUCCUCGUGAAUUGACGAGAUGGGCUCGUGGUGUAUACGAGGCGAUCCGACCGCUGGAGACUCUGUCCAUCGAGGGUCUGGUCCGUAUCUGGGCCCAUGAGGCCCUACGUCUGUUCCAGGACAGGCUCGUCGCUGAAGAUGAGCGCAAGUGGACCGAUGACGCCGUGCGAAGAAUUGCGCUCGAGUUCUUCCCGAAUAUUGAAGAGGACAAGGCACUCGGCGGACCCAUUCUGUUCUCCAACUGGCUUUCCAAGAAUUACGUGCCGGUCGACCGCGAGCAGCUCCGCGAGUUUGUCAAGGCUCGUCUCAAGACUUUCUGCGAAGAGGAAGUCGAUGUGCCCCUAAUCCUUUUUAACGAGGUGCUCGAGCAUGUGUUGCGUAUCGAUCGUGUCUUCAGGCAGCCCCAGGGCCAUCUCAUUCUCAUCGGUGUGAGCGGCAGUGGUAAGACAACGCUUUCCAGGUUCGUCGCCUGGAUGAACGGCCUCAGCGUGUACCAGAUCAAGGUACAUGGCAAGUACUCUGGCGAGGACUUUGACGAAGACCUCCGAGAGGUCCUACGCCGCUGCGGCUGCAAGGGCGAGAAGAUCUGCUUCAUCAUGGACGAAGCCAAUGUGCUCGACUCUGGUUUCCUGGAGCGCAUGAACACGCUGCUUGCCAAUGCAGAGGUUCCUGGUCUAUUUGAAGGGGAUGACUUUGCCGCAUUGAUGACUGCUUGCAAGGAGGGAGCUCAGCAACAGGGACUACUCCUCGACUCCCAAGAGGAGCUCUACAAGUGGUUCACCGGCCAAAUUGUGAAGAACCUCCACGUUGUCUUCACUAUGAACCCCCCCGAGGACGGCCUGUCUUCCAAGGCUGCCACCAGUCCUGCUUUGUUCAACCGUUGUGUUCUUAACUGGUUCGGCGACUGGUCAGACCAAGCCCUUUUCCAGGUCGCUCACGAGCUCACACACUCUGUCGACCUGGACCGCCCCAACUUCCUGGCGCCGGACACAAUCCCCGUUGCGUACCGCGCUCUCAGUCUGCCUCCUUCGCACCGAGAGACAGUGGUCAAUUCGAUGGUCUACAUCCACUACUCUCUCCACCGCUUCAAUACCAAGUUGCUCAAGCAGCAAGGCAAGGUCACGUUCCUUACGCCCAGACAUUUCCUGGACUUUGUCGCGCAAUAUGUUAGACUGUACAACGAGAAACGCGAAGAUCUGGAGGAGCAGCAGCGUCACUUGAACGUCGGUCUCGAGAAGCUCCGCGACACGGUAGACAAGGUCCGAGAUCUCCGUGUCAGUCUGGCAGAGAAGAAGACGCAGCUCGAGAAGAAGGAUGCCGAAGCCAAUGAGAAGUUGCAGCGCAUGAUUGCGGACCAACAAGAGGCCGAGCAGCGCAAGGCUACAUCGAUCGAGAUCCAGGCUGCACUGGAGAAGCAAGAGGCAGACGUGGCCUCGCGAAAGAAGAUUGUCCUGGAGGAUCUCGCCAAGGCAGAGCCAGCGGUCGAAGAGGCCAAGGCUAGUGUCAGCAAUAUCAAACGCCAGCAUCUCACUGAGGUGCGAUCCAUGAACACGCCUCCGCAGGGUGUCAAGCUAGCCCUGGACUCUGUCUGUACCCUCAUCGGACACAAGGUCGAUAGCUGGAAGGCCAUCCAGGCUGUUGUGCGUCGCGAUGACUUCAUCGCCAGCAUUAUCAACUUCAACAACGAGAAGCAGAUGACCAAGUCUCUGCGCGUCAAGAUGCGAAACGAAUUUUUGGCCAACCCCGAGUUCACCUUUGAGAAGGUCAACCGUGCUUCCAAGGCCUGUGGCCCGCUCGUCCAGUGGGUCGAGGCUCAAGUCAACUAUGCUGAGAUUCUUGACCGUGUCGGUCCUCUCCGCGAUGAGGUCGAGAAGCUCGAGGAGCAAGCACUACAAACCAAGGCUUCUGCAAAGGCUGUCGAGAACACGAUCAGCACUCUGGAGAACAGCAUCGCUACGUAUAAGACGGAAUACCGUGCUCUUAUCAGCGAGACGCAGGCCAUCAAGGCUGAGAUGGAGCGUGUGCAGUUCAAGGUGGACCGCAGUGUCAAGCUACUCGACAGUCUUUCCUCCGAGAGAGUGCGCUGGGAGGAGGGCAGCAAGUCGUUCGAGACUCAGAUCAGCACCCUCGUCGGUGACGUUCUUGUUGCCGCCGCAUUCCUUGCCUACAGCGGUCUUUACGACCAGACUUUCCGCAAGUCGAUGAUGGACGACUGGCUGCACCAGCUCCAACUCUCUGGCAUCAACAUCAAGCAGCACAACCCUGUCACAGAGUACCUCUCGACGGCCGAUGAGCGUCUUGGCUGGCAGAAGAACACACUGCCAGUCGAUGACCUGUGCACUGAGAAUGCCAUCAUUCUCAAGCGCUUCAACAGAUAUCCUCUCAUCAUCGAUCCCUCCGGGCGUGUCACCGAGUUCUUGCAGAAGGAGAGCAAGGACCGUCGCUUGACUGUGACCAGCUUCCUGGACGACUCUUUCACCAAGCAACUUGAGAGCUCGCUUCGUUUCGGCAACCCCAUCCUGAUCCAGGAUGCCGAGCAUCUGGACCCCAUUCUCAACCAGGUCCUCAACAAGGAGUACCAAAAGACUGGUGGCCGUGUCCUGAUUCAGCUCGGCAAGCAGCAGAUCGACUUUUCGCCAGCCUUCAAGCUGUACCUGUCAACUCGUGAUCCUUCAGCACAGUUCGCUCCCGAUAUCUGCAGUCGAACGACAUUUGUCAACUUUACCGUCACCCAGAGCAGUCUGCAGACUCAGUCGCUCAACGACGUUCUCAAAUCUGAGCGUCCUGAUGUCGAUGAGCGCCGGUCCAACCUCAUCAAGCUCCAAGGGGAGUUCAAGGUGCACCUGCGACAACUCGAGAAGCGCCUGUUGCAGGCUCUCAACGAGUCCCGUGGUAACAUUCUGGAUGAUGACAAUGUUAUCGAGACUCUUGAGACGCUCAAGACGGAGGCUGCAGAGAUCUCGGCCAAGAUGAGCAACACAGAAGGCGUCAUGGCAGAAGUGGAGGAAAUCACUUUGCAGUACAACAUCAUUGCGCGCUCUUGCAGUGCCGUUUUCGCUGUUUUGGAGCAACUUCACUAUCUCAACCACUUCUACCAGUUCUCGCUUCACUACUUCCUGGACAUCUUCCACUCAGUCCUGCAUGGCAACCCUAGUCUGACCAGCGAGACAAACCACAACGUGCGCCGAGACAUCAUUGUCAAGGACUUGUUCGUCACCACGUUCAAGAGGACCGCGCUGGGUCUCCUGCAGAAGGACCGCAUCACUCUCGCCAUGCUUCUAGCUCAGGCGUCUCCCUACAAGAUGGACAAGUCACUGAUCGAUGUGAUUUUGGACACUCGGGUCGAAGGCAAGGAUGUUUCUAUGGACAUUGGUGCUCGAGACGAGGCAUUUGCAAAGGCGCAGCGAGUUCCUGCCCUCAAGGAACGCCUGGGCAAUGUCUCCUCGGAUGCUUGGGACAAGUUCUUUACCGAGGAGUUUGCCGAAGACUGUGUGCCCCAGAUUUGGGACGACGGUGCCGAGGCCAAUGACAAGGCGCUGCUAUCGCUGCUGCUUGUCAAGCUCUUCCGCCUUGACCGUUUUGUUCCGGCCGCGGAGCGUUUUGUUGGCAAGGUGUUUGGCGAUGGCCUGCUCGACAUUGUUGACGACCUGGCUGGUACUGUUGCUCAAGUUCCUGCCACACGGCCCAUCUCGCUUGUCUCCAGCCCGGGUUUCGACGCUUCGUACAAGGUCGACAACCUGGUGGAGAGGAUGCGCGUCCGGUGCACAAACAUUGCCAUGGGAUCCGACGAAGGACUCGCCAGCGCCGACGAGGCCGUCAGCAGCGCGGCGCAGAACGGCAACUGGGUGCUGGUCAAGAACGUACAUCUCGCACCCACGUGGCUGCAGUCGCUCGAGAAGCGCAUGGAGAACCUCAGCCCGCAUGCGGACUUCAGACUCUUCCUGUCGAUGGAGUCGAGCCCCAAGAUUCCGGUCAACCUGCUCAGGGCUUCCCGCGUGCUGAUGUACGAGCAGCCGGCGGGCGUGCGUGCCAACAUGAAGGACUCGAUGUCUUCGCUCUCGACGAGGGCGACGAAGCCGCCGGUCGAGCGGACCAGACUGUACUUGCUCCUUGCGUUCCUGCAUGCCGUGGUGCAAGAGCGCUUGCGCUAUGCACCGAACCUGGGCUGGAAGGGCUUCUGGGAGUUCAAUGACAGUGACUACGAAUGCUCGGCGUUCAUCAUUGAUACGUGGGUCGAGACGGUGGCGCAGAACCGCACCAACCUGGCUCCGCAGAGCAUACCGUGGGACAUGAUCCGGUACCUGGUGACGGAGACGUAUGGCGGCAAGAUCGACGACGAAGGGGACUUUGGGCGGCUGUCGGAGCUGGUGGACAGCUUCCUGACGCCGUCGGCGUACGACAUCGGGCACAAGCUGGUCGAGGGCCAGGGGGCGGACAAGAAGGACGACCUGGUGGUGCCGUCGGGCAUCGCGCUGCCCGACUUUAUGGGCUGGAUCCAGAAGCUGCCGGAGCGCGAGCCGCCCACGUAUCUCGGCCUGCCGGCUAACGCGGAGAAGCUGCUGCUGGUGGACCAGGGCCGCACGCUGGUGGGCAACCUGAAGAAGGUGACGGACCUGCUGGACGAGGGGGAGCAGUUGAUGGCUGAGGCCUGA
Molecule: messenger RNA, 13044 nt
Organism: Thyridium curvatum
Lineage: Eukaryota; Fungi; Ascomycota; Sordariomycetes; Thyridiales; Thyridiaceae
Exons: 3
Coding region: 1-13044 (4347 amino acids)
Biological process (GO): microtubule-based movement
Cellular component (GO): dynein complex
Molecular function (GO): ATP hydrolysis activity; dynein light intermediate chain binding; dynein intermediate chain binding
Source: RefSeq, a predicted model, not a curated record